Molecule: messenger RNA, 243 nt
Organism: Sphenostylis stenocarpa
Lineage: Eukaryota; Viridiplantae; Streptophyta; Magnoliopsida; Fabales; Fabaceae
Source: the annotation of a GenBank genome assembly
AUGAUGGAAUGCAAGAGGAUAGGUUUUGUCAUAUGUCUCUCAUCCCUCUUCUCAUUCUCCACCUCCUCAAGCCUUGACAAUGCUGGGAUUGGCGUUUACUGGGGCCAAGACAUUCGCGAAGGCAAGUUGAACACCACGUGCGACACUGGAAAUUAUGCGGUUGUGCUAUUAGCUUACCUCCGCCAAUUCGGCGAUGGCAGAAACCCGUUUUGGGACUUCAUCGGCCACGACGGCGGCGUGGUU